GCCCCGCCGGCGCGGCGGUCGGCCUCCUGUCACCGGCCGCUCUUGUUAUGGUCCCGGCCAGUGGUUUGUAAGUUGGCAGCCUAGGCUCCGGUCGCGGCCCUGGUCCUGAUGGUGGCGGCGGCGGCCUUGACAGCGGCCGACCCCCCUCCUGCGAUGCCUCAGGCGGCAGGGUCCGGAGGGCCCACUGCCCGCCGAGACUUCUACUGGCUGCGCUCCUUUCUGGCCGGAGGUAUUGCUGGAUGCUGUGCCAAAACAACAGUUGCUCCUUUGGAUCGAGUAAAGGUUUUAUUACAAGCUCAUAAUCAUCAUUACAAACAUUUAGGAGUAUUUUCUGCAUUGCGUGCUGUUCCCCAAAAAGAAGGAUACCUUGGAUUGUAUAAAGGAAAUGGUGCAAUGAUGAUUCGAAUCUUUCCCUAUGGCGCGAUUCAGUUUAUGGCAUUUGAGCAUUAUAAAAUGUUAAUUACUACGAAACUGGGAAUUUCUGGUCAUGUGCACAGAUUAAUGGCUGGAUCCAUGGCAGGUAUGACAGCAGUUAUCUGUACUUACCCACUUGAUAUGGUUAGAGUACGCCUAGCAUUCCAGGUGAAAGGGGAGCAUACCUAUACAGGAAUUAUUCAUGCAUUCAAAACAAUUUAUGCACAGGAAGGUGGUUUCCUUGGAUUUUACAGAGGCCUGAUGCCUACUAUAUUAGGAAUGGCACCAUAUGCAGGUGUUUCAUUUUUUACUUUUGGUACCUUAAAGAGUGUUGGGCUUUCCCAUGCUCCUACCCUUCUUGGCAGACCUUCAUCAGACAACCCUAAUGUAUUAGUUUUGAAAACUCACAUAAACUUACUUUGUGGUGGUGUUGCUGGAGCAAUAGCACAGACAAUAUCCUACCCAUUUGAUGUAACUCGUCGGCGAAUGCAAUUAGGAACUGUUUUGCCAGAAUUUGAAAAGUGCCUUACCAUGCGGGAUACUAUGAAGUAUGUCUAUGGACACCAUGGAAUUCGAAAAGGAUUAUAUCGUGGUUUGUCUCUUAAUUACAUUCGCUGCAUUCCCUCUCAAGCAGUGGCUUUUACAACAUAUGAACUUAUGAAGCAGUUUUUUCACCUCAACUAAAGAAAAAACCAUGGUUUCUUUUCCUUAAUAAACUCUCAGAGAGAGAAAUAAAAUGUUACUUUAAUUGUGGGAGGAUCAUUACUUGAAGAGGGGUAUUUACCCUGUCACAGGAACCACUGGUAUUUUAGUACUUGAUUUUUAGUACUUGUUUUGUUUUAGUUACAAAUCAAAUCAAAAGCGCUUACCAUACUUUUUGAUGCCAAACAUUAUUCCUUAGAACAUUAAAAAAAAUUUUUAAGCUGGUGCUGGCUAAUCAUUUAGGUUAUUUGAAACCAUUUAAAAGCGUUAUUUGGAAGUAGAACUAACUUCAAAAUGGGGUUCAGGAGGUUGCCAUUAGCUUUAUCAUGCUAUUCCAAGCUUUCAAUUGUAAUCAUGGUUUUUAAAAGACCCUAACAUUGUUUCUUAUUAUUAAAAUAAUCAGGCUUGGUUAUACUGCAGCAGAAUAAUGAGAAUUGAGUUUUUAAAUUCUGUAAAACAUAGGAAUAUUAUUCUUAUUAUCUCUCUUCUUAUGAUUCUGCUCCACUGGAUAAAAGGGUACUUUUUCCUUCAGUUUUUUAUAAAAUGAAAUGUUGUAUUUAAAAAGUAGCCAUGCAGAGAUUCAAAAGUAAAUGAAGUAUUAGGUUUUGCUCAAAUGUUAUUAUCAGGUACUGCGAGUAAUUUACAUGUGUUUUAAAAAGUCAAUGUAUUUCCCAAAGGCAGUAAUAAUAAUUACUGAAUAUCUUUGCUCUCAAAAACAGAGUAGCAGUGUAGAUUUGUUUUUGUUAGAUGAUUUGGUGUAUACUAGAAAAUUUAUUUAAGUGGACUGUGAAGUAUCCAUUAAUGUAGAUGUGAAUAUCAAGGAAUGUUUCUAAGGUAUUAUGUCAUGGUACAUCAACUAGUUCUUCCAUGUAAAGUAAUUUUAGUGCAAUAUAAGCAAUAUAAACUUAAGUAGAAAUAUAAAAUAUGAUUUGAAUUGUUAUUCUUUAUAUUAAGAAAAUGGUUUAAAAUGUAAGAAUUUCAUUUAUUGUGUUUAGAACAUUUUUAUGUUUUAUUGUAAGUAUGACAAAUGGGAGAGGAACAGUUAAAGUUCUGUUUUCAGAAAAAGUGAUUUGUAGAAUUGAUGUAUUUUAAAAACGUUAGAAAACUCAGUUGAAAGUAUUAUUUUUUGCUUCACUUUUAAUUUUGUUGCAUAAAAGACUUCUUGUCCUACCUUGGUAAAAAUUUGAUGAACUGGUUUCAUUUUCAAAGUCUUUAUUUUAAAAAUAAAUAUGUAUCUUUGUAUGACUUAUGAGUGUACAAGCAGGUAGAAAUACAUGUGUUCCUAAAAGUGUUUUGUAUAUUUUCAUUUCUGGGCCACACUGUAGUUAACUAUUGUUAUUAAAUCUUAAGAUAAUUUAAAUGUAUAAAAUAAGUACCUGUUAUGUUGUCAAUAAAAAGGGACUGCUAAUAUUUUUUUACAUAAAAAUUUGUAUUCUAUGUCUGUUGUAGAAUCAUAGGAUAUUAAAAAUAAAUUUUAUCUAUGUUUGACAA
Messenger RNA from Galeopterus variegatus (Sunda flying lemur), 2607 nucleotides. It is a transcript of the gene SLC25A16, whose product is annotated as solute carrier family 25 (mitochondrial carrier), member 16. Bases 109 to 1098 code for a protein of 329 amino acids. Gene Ontology annotation, biological process: transmembrane transport. Gene Ontology annotation, cellular component: mitochondrial inner membrane. The transcript is spliced from 10 exons. The record is from RefSeq and is a predicted model, not a curated record. NCBI's taxonomy places the organism in Eukaryota, Metazoa, Chordata, Mammalia, Dermoptera, Cynocephalidae.